UCUCGUUCGGCGCGCAGGCAACAUGGGUCGCGUACGCACCAAGACGAUCGAGAAGGCGGCGCGGGUGACAAUCGAGAAGUACUACACCCGCCUGGGCAAUGACUUCCACACCAACAAGCGCGUGUGCGACGAGAUUGCCAUCAUCCCCAGCAAGCCGCUCCGCAACAAGAUCGCAGGGUAUGUAACCCAUCUGAUGAAGCGUAUCCAGCGCGGCCCUGUCCGUGGCAUCUCCAUCAACGUGCCCGAGGUAUCGGCCCUCGACCAUGAAGUGAUUGAGGUUGAUCCGGACACCAAGGAGAUGCUGAAAGUGCUGGACUUUGGAAACCUGUCCAACCUGCAGGUCACUCAGCCGAUUCUGGGCAUGGCCUUCCGGUCGCCGCGGAUCUAUACAGAGCCUAGCACAGGCGUCAGUAGCAUCCGCAGCCGCAUGCGGCUCUCUAAGGACUGCUUCGUGGCUCCUGACACUGUAACUGCAAAGUAA
Messenger RNA from Lethenteron reissneri (Far Eastern brook lamprey), 481 nucleotides. Its product is annotated as small ribosomal subunit protein eS17-like. Gene Ontology annotation, cellular component: ribosome. Gene Ontology annotation, molecular function: structural constituent of ribosome. Gene Ontology annotation, biological process: translation. NCBI's taxonomy places the organism in Eukaryota, Metazoa, Chordata, Hyperoartia, Petromyzontiformes, Petromyzontidae. The record is from RefSeq and is a predicted model, not a curated record.